Molecule: messenger RNA, 753 nt
Organism: Letharia columbiana
Lineage: Eukaryota; Fungi; Ascomycota; Lecanoromycetes; Lecanorales; Parmeliaceae
Exons: 1
Coding region: 1-753 (250 amino acids)
Biological process (GO): regulation of transcription by RNA polymerase II
Cellular component (GO): mediator complex
Molecular function (GO): transcription coregulator activity
Source: RefSeq, a predicted model, not a curated record
AUGCCAGUGACGGCGCUCUACUUCCUACCCGCCUCCGGCCCAGACUCCAAUCCUACCCAAGACAUCCUCGCCAAACUCACCUCCUACUACGAUCUCUCUCCCCUGCCUCCCUGGACACUCUCCCACCGCAUUUUCCGCGAGACGCCCUUCACCCAGCCUUCCGUCCAACCGUUCCCUUCUCUCACGAAUGGCGUGGACAUACCCAAACCUCCCGGUCCCCGCUUUCUCCAGAUUCUGAGCCUCUCUCAUCACGCACCACGGACGUUUGUCGCCAUCACGACCACCCACAACGCUUCUCAGAUCAGAGCCCCAACGCCAGCUUCAUCCAAUAUAAGUGCUGAAGCAGCAAGCGGGGAGCCGGCGACCAUAAUCUCUAUUGCCGCCGGUCCAUCGAGCGAAGAGUUCAUUCAACUCAUAGUCUCGAAGUUUGGCCCACUGUGGCAGCAGCGUCAGAUACUAAGUGCAGGUUAUGGGCAUGCGUUUGAGAUUGGCGAUUUUAGGGUUAGAGUUGGAGAGUUGAGGCAAGGUGGCAGCGGAGGUGGGCAGAUGGGAAGAGGAGCGGUCUGCGAGGUUACGUGGAUUCGUGAAGAGGCGGAGCAGGAACAAGAGGGCUGGGAAGUGGGGGAAGCGGUGGUCAAGGGUUUCUGGGAGGGAUUGGCAUUGCGUGGAGCGAGGGAAGUAUACUGGGUGCCGGGGUUGGGAGAUGGAGAGGGGACCAUAAGGCAGUGGUGUGAGCUUCUGAGGCCGAGAUGA